UUCCCCGCCCUCUAACCCUGAGGUCUUGGGCCCGAGGUGUGGGCUGUUAGGUUUCCUGGGUUCUUCUCUGCUAUUGCAGGGUCGUUUUCAAAGCCUCCAGAACGGGUCUGGGCCCGAAUUGAGGAGAGGGGGCGGGGAGGGGCUUGCGGCCCCGCCCCCUUCUCCGGCUAGUCUGCGAGCGCACUGGCCCGCCUACUCCCUCAGCUGGCCCAGUGGCCGCGUCCCCCAGGCAACUCAGCGCAGGCCUGAGCUUCUGCCGGCAGGUGUCGGCGCUGAGGCUCCAGGGCACAGCCCGGUUCGUCCCCAUGGUGGGUUUCGGGGCUAACCGGCGGGGCGGCCGCCUGCCCUCCUUCGUGUUGGGGGUGCUGCUGAUAGUGAUCGCGAUCCUCGCCUUCAACUACUGGAGCAUCUCCUCCCGCCACGUCCUGCUUCAAGAGGAGGUGGCCGAGCUGCAGGGCCAGGUCCAACGUACCGAAGUGGCCCGCGGGCGCCUGGAGAAGCGCAAUUCGGACCUCUUGCUCUUGGUGGACUCGCACAAGAAGCAGAUUGACCAGAAAGAGGCCGACUACGGCCGUCUCAGCAGCCGACUGCAGGCCAAGGAGGGCCUGGGGAAGAGAUGCGAAGAUGACAAGGUUAAACUACAGAGCAACAUAUCAUAUCAGAUGGCAGACAUACAUCAUUUAAAGGAGCAACUUGCUGAGCUUCGUCAGGAGUUUCUUCGACAAGAAGACCAGCUUCAGGACUAUAGGAAGAACAAUACUUACCUUGUGAAGAGAUUAGAAUAUGAGAGUUUUCAGUGUGGACAACAAAUCAAGGAAUUAAGAGCACAGCAUGAAGAAAAUAUUAAAAAGUUAGCAGACCAGUUUUUGCAGGAACAAAAGCAAGAGGCCAACAAUUUUGAAUUAAAAGGUGGAAGUGAAUUGGGUACAAACAAUCAUGCAGUACCUAAAAAUGUUCCACAAGUACCUGAGAAUGCUGCAGAGAAGAAUGAAGAGCCCUCGAGCAAUCAUAUUCAACAGGGAAAAGAGCAAAUCAAACCAGGUGGUGAUGCAGGAAUGCCUGGAAUAGAAGAGAAUGACCUUGCAAAAGUUGAAGACCUUCCAACUGUUUUGAAGAAGCCUCCUGUUUCUGUUUCUCAAUAUGGAAGUCAUCAAGCCAUCUCCCAUCAUGCAACUGGACAACCCCUCUCCCCAAAUAUGCUUCCAGAUUCUCAUAUAAAUCACAAUGGAAACCCUGGAACUUCAAAACAGAACCCUUCCAAUCUUCUUCAGCGUUUAAUUCCAGCCCCAAACUUGGAGAGUGAACCCAGAAUUCAAACAGUUAUCCUAAAGCAGGCUACCAAGGAUAGAGUCGGUGAUUUCCAUAAGUUGAAACAAAGCCGAUUCUUUGAUGAGAAUGAAUCCCCUGUUGAUCCGCAGCAUGGCUCUAAACUGGCGGAUUAUAAUGGGGAUGAUGGUAACGUAGGUGAGUAUGAGGCAGACAAGCAGGCUGAGCUGGCUUACAAUGAGGAAGAAGAUGGUGAUGGUGGAGAGGAAGACGUCCAAGAGGACCUUGAAAGGCUGCCUUCAUAUGCACUACUUUAUUUUGAGACAAAAAACAGCUGUUAUUCUUAUUCUACUGAGAAGAUGAUGAAGAACGAGAACUUCAAAUGGAUCCUGGAGAUUAUGGAAAGCCACAUUUAAAUGAUGUCCUUUAAGUCCUAAAGAAGAACUUCAGAAAACCUAAAGUGCUGUAAAAUGGAAUCAUUUCUACUUUGUCUUUUUUGACUUUUGUUGUAAAGAUCAGUUGUAUCAGUUGUAAAGAUACAUUGAGAUAGAUUUAAGGAAAAGUUUUAAUGAAGGAAUGUACCCAUGUACAUAUAUGAACUUUUUCAUACUGUAUUAGUAAAGCAGAGACCUUUUUGGAUGAGCCAAAAAAAAAAAAGUAAGCAAAACAGGUGUCUUUGCAUUUAAAGCAAACUAAUGUAUGUUUUACAUUUUAUUGAGCCUAAUUCUUUAUACAAAUGUACAAACAGGAAAAAAUGAUUGUACUGUUUGUAAGUUGCACACAAGAUAACCACAGUGAGAACAGUUAUUCAGCUGAAAAACUUUUUGUAUACUAAUAUAUUCUAGUUAGCCCAACAGGUGUUCUGUUCUAUCUUACCCCUUAUCUCAUGUUCUUCCAGGAAUUAUACCUAGAAUAAUAGUUAGAUAAAAAGGGGGAACGUGGAAACCAAACAUUGGGCAGCAUGUGUGCAAAAUCACUUCUCUAAUCCUUUUAUUUUACAUGAGUGUGGCUGUGUUUCGGCAGGUAAGCUGGCAGCUGAGGCCUGAUGAAAGUUGAAAUAACCUGCAAAGAUAUAAUACUUAUGAGUUACACCUUAGUUCAUGAAAUUGUGAAAUGCAUGAUUGACAAUAUAUUUUCAAUUUUUAUUUUUCUCACAUAAUACCAGUACUGUUUAACUAUAACCAGCACUGGCUAAAAUUUUUAUAUUUUCAGAGUUCAAGUUGGUGAAUAUAUUCAUGAUUUAAAUGCCAGAUUCUGAAAGAGUCUAAAUCAACUUUGAGAUGAAUCUGCAAUCAGUAUUUCAAAGUUCCUCUGGUACUUUUAGUGAUAUAAUUUGAUGAGACUUUUUCAGAAUUACUAAGUAAGGAGUUUUAACAGAUUUUUAUUAAUGCACAGAUAAAUAGAAGUACAGUGAGGUCUACAGCCAUUUUAUUAAAAUAGCUUAAAAGUUUGUAAUAAAGAUGAAGAAUCUUUGUAAUUACCUAAAUGUUAGUUAAGAACCCAUAAACCUCAUAUUUGCUAGUCUUACAAAAUUAUUUUAAAUGCUUUGUCUUUUGACACUUUUCAGUAGAAUAUGUAAGCUAGAUAAUCCUUGUUUUCUGAGUUAAAGUACUUUAAACCUAACUCCCCAACCCCAAAAUAAAAGGUUUUGAUCAUAAGGAGUAAUUUAAGGUUGCUAACUCUGUGUUUCAGAAGGGCUACUGGUAAUUGCACAUAAACAUGAAAUGCUCUUACCCCUCUAACCACCCCCCGCCCCAUACUCAGGUCCUAGUCAAAAUUCAAAUUUUAGAGAUUUUUUUACAGGUUUUUCACUUAUUGGAGGUACAAAAAUUAUUAGACUUUAGAAAUUAUUAAGCAACCAGGAAAAGAUAUAGUGAUUUACUAAAAUUGUUUUUCUACCAUAUCAAAGUAUGGAAUUCAUGCCUUUGCUAUGAGUAGAGUCAGGCUUAUAAAUGAAUAGGUGUGAUAAUUCACAUAAUUUUUUAAAAUGGAGUUAAAGGGAAUUAACAUAUAUCUUAUGGGCAUUAGGAUGGGACAGUAAAUCUAAAAUACACUCCUAGUAAUAGCUUAUGUUUAAUACUGUAAAAUCUUUACAAAUGAAAACCAUGAAAUUUCUUGCCUUAGUUCUUUUGUCAUAAAAACAAUCACUUGGUUAUAUGGUAGCUGUUACUUAUGCAGCCAAAUUUCUUCAGUUAGCAGUGUAGACAUUUUAUAAACUGAGAAAUCUUAGACCAAUUGAUAAUAUUUCCAACUGUAUUAACAUUUUAAUGCUAUAAAAUAUUAUGUGAGUCUCUUAAAAUUCUGACAUUCUACAGUCUGUAUUAGACAUGCUGGUUUUGUAAUGUUUUACUCUGCCUUAAGAUUUAGGUUUUUAAAUGUAUUUUUGCCCUGAAUUAAGUGUUAAUUUGAUGAAAACUCUGCUUUUGAAAUCAUCACUUACUGGGUUCUAAUAAAUUAAAAAUUAAACUUGC
Molecule: messenger RNA, 3737 nt
Organism: Phyllostomus discolor (pale spear-nosed bat)
Lineage: Eukaryota; Metazoa; Chordata; Mammalia; Chiroptera; Phyllostomidae
Gene: GOLM2
Product: golgi membrane protein 2
Exons: 11
Coding region: 306-1682 (458 amino acids)
Source: RefSeq, a predicted model, not a curated record